Messenger RNA from Mauremys reevesii (Reeves's turtle), 881 nucleotides. RefSeq names its product histone H3. The record is from RefSeq and is a predicted model, not a curated record. Gene Ontology annotation, cellular component: nucleosome. The transcript is spliced from 2 exons. Gene Ontology annotation, molecular function: protein heterodimerization activity; DNA binding; structural constituent of chromatin. The coding region runs from base 327 to 737 and encodes 136 amino acids. Lineage: Eukaryota; Metazoa; Chordata; Testudines; Geoemydidae.
AUCCUGCAACCCUCCAAAUAACGACAAACUGAAACGUGAAACACGAUGAAAAUGGGGAGAUUUUCGAUACAUUCUGUGGUUUAGCUAUUACCCUUCCCUGUCUCCAGAGAUGUUCGGCUGUAAGAGAAAGGAGGAGCGGGAAUGACGUUCAUGAACUGGCCAUUUUGAAAGAAGUAGUGAGACACAGAGGAGCCGCCGAUUUACAAGAACAAGAAACUGAGGUGGUAGCGAAGGAAAGAUGGAGUCCGUAUCUUGAAGUUUCGGAGAGAGGAAACCGCAGAAGUGGUCGGAGCUGGGAGAGCUAGUAACUCCCUGUUUUUGUUAGAAUGGCCAGGACCAAGCAGACCGCCCGUAAAUCCACUGGUGGCAAAGCCCCCCGUAAGCAGCUGGCCACUAAAGCUGCCCGGAAGAGCGCGCCUGCAACCGGGGGAGUGAAGAAGCCUCAUCGUUAUCGCCCCGGCACUGUGGCCCUGCGAGAGAUCCGCCGCUACCAGAAAUCCACUGAGCUGCUCAUCCGCAAGCUGCCCUUCCAGCGCCUGGUGCGUGAAAUCGCCCAGGACUUCAAGACCGAUUUGCGCUUCCAGAGCUCGGCCGUUAUGGCUCUGCAGGAGGCCAGCGAAGCCUACUUGGUGGGGCUCUUUGAGGAUACCAACCUGUGCGCUAUUCACGCCAAGAGAGUCACUAUCAUGCCCAAGGACAUCCAGUUAGCUCGGCGUAUCCGUGGCGAGAGAGCUUAAAUGUUACUCAGCCAUCUUCCAAAUGACCCAAAGGCUCUUUUAAGAGCCACUAAAUUUACACUUAAAGGAGUUGUAGCACGCCUAUAAUGUAAGUGUUCUGAGGUGGUACAGCAUUGCAGGUAAACUGAUUUAUAAUUUAGUCCG